CGCAGCCCUUGCAGGGAUUCUAGACAUCGGAGGGAACAGUCUCCGGAGCUCCUUCCGGGCCACCCAUGUCGGUGGUGAAGUCUAUCGAGCUGGUGAUUCCGAAGGAUGUGUACGUAGCCGGCUCAGUGGUGGAAGGGCAGCUGGUUCUCAGCCUCCACAGCACCCUGGUGGACCCCCUGGUGAAAGUCGAGCUGAUCGGAAGGGGCUACCUUGAGUGGAUCGAAGAGACCGACGUCGAGAAGGACUACAGCCAGCCCGGGACCUGCGUCAACAAGGCAGAUUACGUCCACAAGACAAAAACUUUCAAGAUAGAGCGUGAGGAAAGAGGGUUGUCUGUUGCUGCUUAAACCUUUUAUUUGUGCACAAAAAAUGGGGAGACAGAUCUUAAUAGUAAAAAAAAAGUUGGGACCGUACUGUUUACAAUUAAAAUGCUGGCUAUUCUUACCUCAGUUACAGGUUUAAAGGGUUCUACAAUGUUUUAUUUGUCUGAUGGACACUGUCAAUUAUGGGUCAGAUCUACUAUAUAAUAUUCUAGGCAGGGCACCAAACUGUAAGGGUUAUAUUCAUAGAGAAUCAUAUUCUUUUAACAUGUAAUUGAAAAAUGUGCAUGACAUCCUCUUGCAUUCCUGUGAAAAGAAUAUGAUUCUCUAUGAAUAUAACCCUUACAGUUUGGUGCCCUGCCUAGAAUAUUAUAUAGUAGAUCUGACCCAUAAUUGACAGUGUCCAUCAGACAAAUAAAAUUUUAAUUGUAAACAGUAUGGUCUCAACUUUAAAAAAACAUUUUUAUUUAACAGGAGCAGUUAAGGGAUGGGGGGGCAAGGGGUGUGAAAAGAGAGCCAGUGAUGGUGUAUUGGUUGCACUUAGGAGACCUGUGUUCAAAUCAGCCACAACGCCCUGGGCCAGCCGCUGCCUCUCAGCCUGACCUACCUCACAGGGUUGUUGUGGGGGGUUAAAUGAGGAGGGGGACAGCCACACAUGCCCCCAUGAGCUCCUUGGAGGGAAGGGAGGGAUAUAAACAUAUACCUCCUUGCAGCCAAGCAAGAUGCCAAACGUAUUGCUCCGCUUUCCUUUGGAUCCCAUAGCAUCAUAGAACUGUGAAAUAAUAAUAGAAUCAACUGAAUAAUUCUUAAAUUAUAACAAAACAACAAGAUGGAAGAAGUAAAAUAUUGAGAUCACACAUGGGUGAAGGGGAGUGGGGGGGUAUAUGGGAACCUAUACAGUGGUGCCCCGCAAGACGAAUGCCUCGCAAGACGGAAAACCCGCUAGACGAAAGGGUUUUCCGUUUUGGAGGUGCUUCGCAAAACGAAUUUCCUAUGUGCUUGCUUCGCAAGAUGAAAAUGUCUUGCGAGUUCCUGCGGGGUUUUUUUCCUUUCCCCCCCCCUUUUUCCCAAGCCGCUAAACCGCUUAUCAGCUGAUCAGCUAAGCCGCUUAACAGCUGAUCGCUAAGCCGCUUAUCAGCUGAUCUUUCAGCCGCUUAACAGCUGAUCGCUAAACCGCUUAUCAGUUGAUUCGCUAAGCCCGCUAAGCCGCUAAUACUGUAGCGCUAAUCCACUAAACCGCUAAUGGGCUUGCUUCGCAAGACGAAAAAACCCGCAAGACGAAGAGACUCGCGGAACGGAUUCUUUUCGUCUUGCGAGGCACCACUGUAAUAUCAUUUAUAAUAUAAAGGGAAGCCUAGAGCAAUUAGAUAUAUUUUAAUUUAGGUAAUCUAUGUAAAAGGCUUAUGUUAGAAAAUGAACAUGGAUUUUGAAUUUGAUGUUUGUAAUUAUUUUUUUAUUUGAAAAAAGAAAAAGAAAGGAUAAUAGAAUUGUAGAAGUGGAAGGGGCUCUAAGAGUCAUCUAGUCCCAAACUGGGUGUUACCCCCCCUUGGGUGGGCUGGCAUUAUCCGGGGGGGGGCGGUGUUAGUCAACUCAGGUGAAAUUGGGGGACGUUGAAUAAAAUAAGGGGGCAGUGGAAGCAUAAAGAAAGAAGAAAAUUUUAAAAAAAUGUUUGUACAUGUUCCAUCUGUUGUAUAAUGACGCUUACUGAUGUAACAUAGAGCCAAACAUUAAUAAAUGUUCACCCUACUCUUCAGGAUUAUUUUUAAUGUUAUUUAAUAAUUUUAUAAUUGUACAACACCACCUUUCUUUACUAUGUUGUAGGACACAGGUAGAGAUAUAAAUACAUAAAAGAGAACAAAGUUGUCUGUUCAGUCGCAGUAGAUUUCCGGGGGGGGGGGUGCUGAACAAUUAUUAUUUUUACUGAAAAGGGGGCGGUAGGCCAAAUCAUUUUGGGAACCUCUAAACUAGCCUCUAAUCACGUGGGUGUCGCUGUGGUCUAAACCACAGAGCCUAGAGCUUACCGAUCAGAAGGUCGGUGGUUCGAAUCCCCGCGACAGGGUGAGCUCCCGUUGCCCGGUCCCUGCUCCUGCCAACUUGGCAGUUCGAAAGCACGUCAAAGUGCAAGUAGAUAAAUAGGUACCGCUCCGGCGGGAAGGUAAACGGCAUUUCCGUGCGCUGCUCUGGUUCACCAGAAGUGGCUUAGUCAUGCUGGCCACAUGACCCAGAAGCUGUCUGUGGACAAACGCCAGCUCCCUCGGCCUGUAAAGCGAGAUGAACACUACAACUCCAGAAUCAUUUGAGACUGGACCUAACCGUCCAGGUGUCAUUUACCUUUACCUUUAAUCUAGCCCAACUCCCUGCAAAAGCAACUCAGGAAGCUGCAGUUACAAGUUGCCUGUCUCUGCAGCCACAGCAGGCGCUGUGAUUCUCCAGCCCCAGAGGUGCACUCUGCUGUUAUCUCAAGACAGAUGCCAGCAAUUUAUUUUUUUUAAAUUGCAAUAAAUAAACAAGGCCCAGGUUUGAAAAUGAGACUUCCCUCCCCAGAUGUGGAUUGCAGGACCUGAUAAUGAACGCAAGAGGGCCUCUGAGCACAGGAAGAGAGCCAUUAUAGCUGAGGAGUCAUCAUAACAAGUUCCCUAGUAUCUUUCACAAAAUGAGCACCUUGGCCUCCAGGCAGAACCAAAAUAAGUGUGUAAAAGAAGGUGUGUCGAAUUAACUUGAUUGCAAGUUAGCUUGAUUGCAAGUUAAGAAUUAACUUGAUUGCAAGUUAAUGGGCUACAGUCUCCCAUGGGCUAGACAAUACUGAGCUAGCUGGACCAGGGGCCUGGCUCUGUCUAUUUGUAUUUGAACCAGGCUUCUAUUCAGAACAAUGAGGACUGGAACCUUACUUUAAUUUUAGGGGAGGGGCUGUAGCUCAGUGAUAGAGCGCAGAAGGACCCGAAUAUUGCUCUAGCCUAGUCCUCACAGGGACAAUUUCAAGCCAGUGACUUCCCAGGGCUCACACGUCACAAAGAGCUCCAACCGCAGAAAACGAAGAGAAAGUGAGAAGAAUUUCUUUUUGGCCUGCAGGGAACUGGCUGGGUCCGGGUGUCCACCCUUUUGAUUUCCACUUCGUCUUGCCUCCCAGGAUCCCUUCCACCUUCACUAGCCGGGUCGGACGAAUCAGCUACUUCCUCCAAGGCGUCUGCGCAACGAGGGAGCUUAUUCUCCGGAAGCAGAAGAAGUACCUGCUGGUUCAAGGGAUCUCCGUCUUCAGGCAGGACGUUGUCAUAUCAGAGGUCAGUCUCUCAGAGCUGCGGGUUCAAAGCGAGUUGCAUUGCAGGAGAGCUGGACUACAUGAGCCCAUGGGGAUUCCUUCCAACGCAACAGUUCUAUGGGUCUACGACUGAAUCCUCCCUUCCCUUCUUCAGCUUGGCCAAUUUCCGUUUUUCCGCUAUCCACGGACACCACAAAUCUUCUAAAAUUUCGAAGUCCAUUAUUAUUAUUAUUAUAGUCGUACCUUGGUUUUCGAACAGCUUGCUUCUCAAACGUUUCGGCUCCCGAAUGCCGCAAACCCGGAAGUGAGUGUUCCUGUUUGCAAACUACCGUAUUUUUCCAUGUGUAAGACUAGGUCCCCCCCCCCAAAAAAUAGUAAAAAAAUUAGGGGGCGUCUUAUACAUGGGGCGCCAUCUCCCCCCAUUUUCUUAAAUAUGAGUCCCCCAAAAUAGGGGGCGUCUUAUACAUGGGGGUGUCCUAUAGACGGAGAAAUACGGUAUUUUUUUUGGAAGCUGAACAUCCGAAGGGGCUUCCUCAGCUUCUGAUUGAGUGCAGGAGCUUCCUGCAGCCAAUCAGAAGCCACGCUUUGGUUUACGAACAUUUUGGAAGUCAAAUGGACUUCCGGAACUGAUUCUGUUCGACUUCCAAGGUAUGACUGUAUUAUUAUUAUUACUACUACUACUACUACUACUACUACUACUACAGUGGCACCUUGGUUUAUGAACUUACCGGUAAUCCGUUCUGGAAGUCCGUUCUUAAACCAAAGCGUUCUUAAACCAAGGUGUGCUUCCACAUAGCAGCAGGGGACUCAGUUUACCAAUGGAACACACUCAACAGGAAGCAGAACAUGUUCUGCUUCCAAGGCAAGGUUCACAAACCAAAACACCUACUUCCAGGUUUGUAGCGUUCUUAAUCCAAGUUGUUCAUAAACUAAGCUGUUCUUAAACCAAGGUGCCACUGUAUUAUUGUUUCAUAUCCUACCUUUUCUCCACAGAAUUUAAGGUGGCAUGCACAGUUCUCCAGAUCCCCAUCAUUUUAUCUUCACAGCAACCUUGUAUAGUAGGUUAUACUGAAAGUGACCAGUGACCAGGCCAAAGUCACCCUAUGAGUGAAGACUCAACCCUGGUCUUUCCCAGGUCCUAGUGUGACACACUAACCACUGCAGAACACUGCUGAAGUUUUAAUGUUGUAUUUGAUAUGAAUAAGUUUCAUUUAUGCUCUGUAGUGGACCUACAUUUUGGGGGGAUAGCUCCAGAAGCGACUUUUGUCCACCUCGCUUUAGAAAAAAUGGGUCUAGUAGACCCAAUUUGAGUCACACGACUCAAAUGGAUUUUUGGUAUAUAUUUCAACAAUCUCAAAGAACCAUCGUGCAAGGUUUGGUUAAAACCAGCACAGUUUUGAAAGGUUCAGCCUGCCAUUUGAUUCAAAAGGGUGCCCAGGGAUAUCCCAACAUGAGCUAAAAUCUCAUUGAUCUCAGGAACCAUCAUGCAGAAUGUGGUUACGGUAUCUCAGGAGGUGCUCAAAAUGCGUAACAAACAUGAGAUAGAUCAGAUCACGCUUCCUUAACCUCGGCCCUCCAGAUGUUUUGAGACUACAAUUCCCAUCAUCCCUGACCGCUGGUCCUGCUAGCUAGGGAUCAUGGGAAUUGUAGGCCAAAAACAUCUGGAGGGCCGGGGUUGAGGAAGCCAGGGUUAGAUGGAUGAUGGGUGAUUUGGCCGCGGCCUGCUUCAGUGACAAGGAAAUUCUUCUGUUUCUUACAUUCACCCGGUGUUUGCAUCCCCUUUUCUCCCGCUGCCCGAUGGCUUUGAAGUUCCCCUUGGUGGUGGAAGUCGAGAAGGCCCUCCUGUACAACUGCUGCUUCAAGAGCUCCCCCAUCACCCUGCGCCUCUCCCUUGGCAAAAACAUCUACGGGCCAGGAGAUGACAUCACUUUCACGACGGAGAUCACCAACCGGACAGGGAAGUCCAUCAAGAAAGUGGUCUUCGCCCUGCACACCGUGGUCCUCUACAAGGCCUUCAACCUCCGGGCCGAGAAGCGCACUUUGGAGCAGCGGGAGGAGAUGAUGCGGCUGGAGUCUCACAUCGGGAAAGGGUCCCCCUGCGAGUCCACCAAGAUCAACAGCACCCUCUCCCUGCCCAAAGUCAUGUCCGUCAGCAGCUCAUGGAAGUCCGACGACAUCAUGGAUGUUGGGUACGAGUUGACGGCCACCGUCCACUUCCCUUGGUGCAUGAGCACCUUGGUGGCAAAGAUCCCCAUCAUUAUCCGGAAUGAAAUCGCAGAUCUUCAGGAAUAAUUCUAAGAGUGUUAGGGCGAAGGAUCAUGGCUCCAGCACUCCAGAGACUCCUUUUACCAAGAGAUGUUCAUAGUUUUUGGAACCACCCAGGUGAAUUAAAGUUUAUGUUUACGUUUUCAUGA
Molecule: messenger RNA, 5990 nt
Organism: Podarcis lilfordi (Lilford's wall lizard)
Lineage: Eukaryota; Metazoa; Chordata; Lepidosauria; Squamata; Lacertidae
Source: the annotation of a GenBank genome assembly